UCCUCUCUCUUUCAAAACUUCUGAUUAAGGAUGUACAGCUGCAACUCAUGCCACAAGAUUUACAGACACGCGGCCUCGCUUUACAACCACACGACGUUCGAUUGCGGGAAACCGAAGAGGUUCAGCUGCUCGAUUCCCGGAUGUCCUUACAAGUCGAAGAGACACAACAACGUCAAGCAGCACAUGAGGCUCAAGCACGUCCUCCGUUCUGAAAGUAACAUCGUUUCGCCACAUCCGUCGAUCAUUUGUUAAAACAAAUAACACCACUUGUCAGAUUGAUACUUCUCAGUGGAAAUUAAAAGAAGAUUUAUUUUUUUAUAUUUAUUUUGCGUAUUAAUAUUUAGUUUGUUUUUUUUUACUUGUCCAAAGGUAAUGAGAAUGAUAACAAAUAUAUGACUUGUUAGAUGAUAUACCGUUACUAAUUUAUUUCCUCCCCUUUCUAUUA
This is a messenger RNA of Nicrophorus vespilloides, 445 nucleotides long. RefSeq names its product longitudinals lacking protein, isoforms J/P/Q/S/Z-like. The transcript is spliced from 2 exons. Lineage: Eukaryota; Metazoa; Arthropoda; Insecta; Coleoptera; Silphidae. The coding region runs from base 31 to 252 and encodes 73 amino acids. The record is from RefSeq and is a predicted model, not a curated record.